Messenger RNA from Melitaea cinxia (Glanville fritillary), 1641 nucleotides. RefSeq names its product actin-related protein 3 (gene Arp3). Gene Ontology annotation, molecular function: actin filament binding. Gene Ontology annotation, biological process: Arp2/3 complex-mediated actin nucleation. Bases 103 to 1359 code for a protein of 418 amino acids. Gene Ontology annotation, cellular component: actin cortical patch; Arp2/3 protein complex. The record is from RefSeq and is a predicted model, not a curated record. NCBI's taxonomy places the organism in Eukaryota, Metazoa, Arthropoda, Insecta, Lepidoptera, Nymphalidae. The transcript has a single exon.
UUUGUCAUUCGAAUGUAUUGCUAUUAUUCUCCCACGUCAAAAAUAUUUUAAAGUUAUUGCCGCACCCUGUGAUAGUAAAAUAUUAUUACUACUAGUAUUAAAAUGGGUGAUCAUUUACCAGCAUGUGUUAUCGACGUGGGUACUGGCUAUACAAAAUUGGGGUUCGCCGGUAAUAAAGAACCACAGUUUAUCAUUCCGUCAGCCAUAGCGAUAAAAGAAACUGCUAAAGUUGGUGACCAAAGUACUAGGCGUAUGACUAAGGCGGUAGAGGAUUUGGAUUUCUUUAUUGGUGACGAAGCCUUUGAAGCCACAGGCUAUUCCGUUAAAUAUCCGGUCCGUCAUGGUCUUGUGGAGGAUUGGGAUCUAAUGGAAAGGUAUAUCGAGCAAUGUAUUUUCAAGUAUUUGCGUGCAGAACCUGAAGACCAUCACUUUUUAAUUACUGAACCACCGUUAAACACUCCCGAAAACAGAGAAUAUUUAGCUGAGAUAAUGUUUGAGUCAUUCAAUGUGCCAGGUUUGUACAUAGCUGUGCAAGCUGUGCUUGCCCUUGCUGCGUCGUGGAAAUCGCGUACAUCAGCCGGACGUACUUUUACAGGAAUUGUAGUUGACAGUGGUGAUGGUGUAACUCAUAUUGUGCCUGUAGCUGAAGGAUAUGUUAUUGGGUCAUGUAUCAAACACAUUCCUAUUGCGGGUAGAAAUAUCACCUCAUUUAUUCAAUCACUUCUAAGAGAACGUGAAGUAGGUAUUCCACCAGAACAAAGCUUAGAGACAGCGAAGGCAAUCAAAGAAAGGUACAGCUAUAUCUGUCCUGACAUUGCUAAAGAGUUUGCAAAAUAUGAUUCUGAUCCUGCUAAAUGGAUGAAAAAGUAUACAGGUAUAAACGCUAUCACAAAGAAUCCAUUCUCAGUGGAUGUUGGAUAUGAAAGAUUCUUAGGACCUGAAAUUUUCUUCCAUCCUGAGUUUUCCAAUGCUGAUUUUACUGUGCCUCUAAAUGAGAUGGUAGAUGAAGUUAUUCAGAGCUGUCCCAUUGAUGUACGGAGAGGUUUAUAUGGAAAUAUUGUUUUAUCUGGAGGUUCUACAAUGUUUAGGGAUUUUGGAAGAAGACUCCAACGAGAUAUUAAAAGAACUGUUGAUGCUCGUUUGAAAUUAUCGACAAUGCUCUCAGAAGGACGCAUCACACCUAAACCUAUUGAUGUCCAAGUUAUAUCACACAACAUGCAACGUUAUGCAGUAUGGUUUGGUGGCAGUAUGUUAGGCUCAACUCCUGAAUUUUAUCAAGUGUGCCACAGUAAACAAGCAUACAUGGAGUACGGCCCAAGCAUUUGCAGGCAUAAUCCAGUUUUUGGAACCAUGACAUAAAUAUGUUAGUAUUGUCAGUAUUGAAAGUAAAUUAAUUAUGAAUUAUUAAUUUUAUAAAAUUAUUAUUUUCACUAGAUUUACAUACAUUUUAUAAGCAUAAAUAUGAACAAUAAAACUGCACAUCAUUUGAUUGUAUUCAAGUUUUUAAUAGUUUUGUCGUUAUUUUUAUUUUAUUAUUAAUAGAUAACUAUUAUUUCAAUAUUAUUUUAGCUGGACGUGGAAAAUUAAUAAGCAUUUAAUGUAUUGCAUUCCAGCUUUUUACCAAAUAUAGACUUUGAAAUA